AUGUUCACGUUUCCUCCGUUUGCUGUCAUUUUAUUAGUAUUUUGCUUGGUAUUUACAACAAGUGUAAGUGCCAGCAGCGGUCUUUGCAGUGUUUUUGAUCCCUUUAAAGUACAACCUGAUGGAAGUAAAUAUCAAAUUGGCGGUGCAUUUCCGUUACAUUAUUCAGACUGUUCACAGUUGCGACCAGAAGGUGUUCAGGAUAUUGUAGCAAUACAAUGGGCUUUAACACAUUGGAAUCAAAAUCCAGCAAACAGUCACGUAAAAAUCGGUCUUUUUGCUGGAGAUACUUGCUCAAGGCCGAAGGAAGCCUUGUCGCAGUCGUUGCGUUUCCUUGAUUCUAUCGGCUAUCAUGAACCAGAUGAAUGCACCUCAUCAUCUGAACGACAAAAUAUGUCGAAACUGUUGGGUUUAAUAAUGCCAAGGGAUGAACGAUCGUCUCGAGCCUUAGGUACACUGCUGAAUUCGGCAGUACUGCCGGUUGUCAGCUAUUCGUCGUCAUCAGCAAAUGCAUUAGCUGAAUUAGAAAUAAAAAAUGUCAUUUCAACAGCACCGACAUUAUCCAUUUUCAUUGAAGCUUUCAUAAAAUUGAUGGCGAAUUUGCGUAGCAAUUUGGUAGUGGUGGUAAUCAAUGAUCGAAGGAAGGAAACGGUAAAGAGAGUGCUCAAACAGAUCAAAGCAGGCGGCAUCUAUAUAUCAGAUGUGGUUUCCAUCAACAAUCCAGGAUUUUUGAGGAUACUGUCAGAAUCUGACAGUCAAAUCAUCUUGUCGUUUAUAGACAAACAGGAGCUUUUCACAGUACUCUCUCGAAGAGAGAUGACGUCAUUGAGUAAAAUGUGGAUUGCAGUCACUUCUGAUGGAGAUGGACUAUCUUAUGAUGAACAGCUCAAAGUUCUACACAAAGGUUCUCGCGUGCAGGUAAUAAGCCUUCAAGCUCGGCAGAAAGAUCUCCCGCAGUUUAGAGAUUAUUUCUUAAGAGUGCUAAAAAACAAUUAUCAGUCCUACUCGCUUCUUGCGUCGUAUAUGCAACAGGUACACAACUGUUCUGUUGUUGGAAUAUCAGGAUAUACAGACUGUGCAGAUCUUACCCGCGAAGAUAUGAAUGCAAUGCAUAAUCAAGCCGAUACCGUUGAAUCUGCUGUUCGUAUGACAUUUGCUUUAGCAGCAGUAGGAGCUAAACUUCGAUCAAAUCCUGUUUCUGAGACAGUAUGUGAACGUCCGUCGCCACAAUGUACAGAGUUGAUUAUCAAAGAGUUGGAGUCAAUUGAUUACGAAUUUGGGCCUAAUGAUCCGCCUGAACUCGCUGGUGAGCACCUACAGUUUUAUCGAAAUUUGGAUGGACACCUGGUAUCAAGUGGCAUAAUGAUUGAAGGUAUAGAACUUGUUAAUGAUGAAAAAAUGGGACCAAUGGUUUACAAGGUAAUCGAGUAUGAAACAGGUCGUUAUCCUCGUCUUGUUACAAACAAUUUCCGUCAAAAUCGGAUAAGAUCUGUGUGUGCUCCUUACCGAUCUUUUUGCGGUCGUUGUGAGCACGUUACAAGGGUUGACCCAAAGAAGUAUUUCUUAUCAAUUCCUAAACAAUAUCCAUUAUAUUUAAUGGCUUUGUUCAACUUUCACGAAGGUCCUAAGUGCCAAACUUUUAAAAACUAUGAUGUUUCCCUUCCAAUGGCGUUUGUUCACACGAUAUGGACCUUCCGACAACGGUUCCCGCAACUAAAUUUGUUAAGGAAUUUGGAAUUUGGAGCACUUUUAGUUGAUUCAUGUUCGUCAAGCAAAAAAUCUAUUGAGAUCAUUGUCCAAAGUGAAAAUCAGUGCUUUGCAUUUGAACAAGCUGAACGUAAUGUCACUGUUGUUCCAGGAUCAAUCUUUGGUUACAUAUCGGGAUUGAAUGGCGGACAGCAUGAAGCUCUUAGUGGAUUUUUCGCAACUGGUGAAGUGCCACUAAUAGCUUUAGAUACUGAUCGUAAACCAACCUUAGACGAGUUUUCAACUAUGCCAUCUGGAAAAUAUCAAGCUCUUGCUUUGCUAAAAUUGCUGAAAAAACUGAAGUGGGAAUUCGUCGCUGUCGUUUUAUCUGAACAGGAUAGUGCAUCACUAGCCUCAUUCCGACAUUUUGAACGUAUGGCAGCUGAUCGCGGAGUUUGUCUGGCUGAAGUUAUCAAUAUGAGCGGGGAACAUCUACCUGAUAUUUCUGCAUCAUCAGUGACUAAUGCUACCGUAUUGUUUACUACUGCGGAUGAUGCAGCUAUGUAUUUUGCCGCACGUUUCAAGAGAGAGUCUUCAUUAGCUCACGCACACGUUGUCGUUGGUGACGCUCACGAUUUUUACCUGCGUGAUCCGUCAAACGUCGCCAAAUUUGUUGGAACGGUAUCACUUCAGCCAAAAGAUGUUUUGUACGCCGACUUCAGGCAAUGGUUAGAGAUGACAACUCCGUUAACAUUACCAGAAGCCUGGUAUUGGAAACACGUUGAAUAUCGGUGGCAGUGUGCAAUGACUGAAGAAACCAAGAAGAAAUAUAACGGUAAAAUGUGCACCGGAGAAGAACUAUUAGACAUUGAGCAUUUAGGACGCAUGACAAAAAGUGGUUAUCUUUCUCGAGGAGUCGAAAAGCUUUUGUUUGCAAUGGAUUCUGUCUACAAAAAGCUGUGUCCUGAGCAAACGGGAGUGUGCCCUGAGUUCUAUACAAGCGGAAGGAAGCAAAUACUAAAUGUGUUGAAAAAAGUGCAUAUUGAGGACGAAUUUGAAAUUUAUGAAUUUCUACCAGAUUCAGAAGGUUCAUUUUCUUAUAAAGUUAUUGGGAAUUGGUCAAUCAAAACAGGACUGCGGUUUGGAAAUACGUUCAAAAAUUUCAAUGCUCGUGGAGAACAGAUUCCUUCGGAACUUGUUUUGUCUCAAAGGAUCGUUUCUCGUUGUGUCGCUCCUUUAUGCAGCUGCUUCACUGACAAAGAUUUCUUUACCAGCCCUGUACAAAUGGCUAUAUCGUCAAGUAAUGACAUGGACAUCCUUAGCGGUUCAUAUGUUCGUCGGGAGCCAGCUCACGGUGGCAGUAAGAAGAUCCAGUAUGAAAGUGUCAGCCUUUAUAAAAUUUUGGAUCACUUGACUACUGGAAAUUGGCGUCGACAUACCUCAAACUACGUAUUCCUUGUCGUCAAUUCUUUGUUGCUGCUCGCAUCUCUGGCCGUUUUGGCUUUGGUGUGUAUCAAACUUUAUCUUCGCGUUGUUAAAGGGAAUCAGUCGCUUGGUAUAUCGUUAUUGAUUGGGAUCAUUCUUGUAUAUGUUACAGCAUAUUUCUUCGUCUUUGAUCCUACCGACUUGAUUUGCCGAAUACGUGUUACACUGCAUUCAAUGGGAUAUACACUAUGCUUUGGAGUAAUGAUUGCAAAGGCAACUCAGUUAAGAAAUGCAGAGACCUUAGGAUUUUCCACCACAGUGCACAUUAGCUACUGGAACUACUGGCUAUUACUCUUCUUCAUUCUCGGGGUUCAAAUUGCGCUCUCUGUUAGAUGGUUGGCUGAACAAUAUAUGUCAACACUUAUAUUAGAUGGAUCUCAGAUGAAAAUGAGCUGCGCUUUCGGUGACCAAGAAUUCUUGUUGUCCCAAACCUAUGUUAUAGUUCUUCUUGCUUUGGCUCUCUUUGUUAACAGUAGGAACCGUAAUAUUAAACGGAACUAUAAGGAAACAAAAUGGUUGUUCCUUUCAUCUGUGGUAUGUUUUGUUUUAUGGGCUUUAUGGAUGUCAGCGUACUUAAUGGUUCCAGUGAAUUAUAGGGACAUGGUCAUAAUUCUUGAGCUGAUGUCAUGUGGCACUGUAAUGCUUGCUUUCUUGUUUGGUCCAAAAAUUUAUAUUCUUCUUUCCUAUGAGCCAGUAAUUGUUGAAUAUCAAGGCCCAAAUUCGAACAGUAAAGAUCUAGUUUAUGAGAAUGGAUUGUUCGAAAAAGAUAACGUACUUGUAAGAGCCAUUUCUCCAACAAGCAGCACUGGCUCUGGUGCUCAUUCUACGACAUCCGGAGUGCAUAAAUCACUAAAUUCUGUUGUAAACUCGAGUUCAAGUGGCGCAUGUAGUGACGAUCAGGCGCCAAUAUUUCACACUGUAAUGCGGAAGAAGAAUAAGGUACGAAGGGCUAGAUCCGAGCAUAACGUGAAACAAACACAUAUUGUGCAUUUUCCGUCAGUGCCGUCUUCAACACCGAUUUUGGCUGAUGGUCAGCGCGAAAUACCUGCUGUUAAUUCAGCUACGGGAACGUAUACAAAAAGUGAAACUUCACGUCGCGGCAGUCGUAAACCGUUUAGCCGAACACGAGAACCGUCACCAAAACCAUGA
Messenger RNA from Enterobius vermicularis (human pinworm), 4317 nucleotides. Lineage: Eukaryota; Metazoa; Nematoda; Chromadorea; Rhabditida; Oxyuridae. The record is from the annotation of a GenBank genome assembly.